This is a messenger RNA of Nicotiana tabacum (common tobacco), 244 nucleotides long. The record is from RefSeq and is a predicted model, not a curated record. NCBI's taxonomy places the organism in Eukaryota, Viridiplantae, Streptophyta, Magnoliopsida, Solanales, Solanaceae.
UAAAUAGCAUAUAAAAGAUUCCCCACUUGCAAGAAUCUCAAAAGUAGCAGACUUUAUAUUUCCUUCGUCAGUUGGCUCCUCUUAUUCUUCUUCUUCACCUUUUUCUGGGGCUAAAGUGCACAACAGAGAGUAACUAACAAUGGGAAGAGGAAAGUUUAAGGGAAAGCCAACUGGUCGACGCCAGUUCUCCACUCACGAGGAGAUGAUUGCAGGUACUUCUGCUCGUCCUCGCACAUUUAAGAAG